Messenger RNA from Fusarium coffeatum, 666 nucleotides. RefSeq lists its product as uncharacterized. Lineage: Eukaryota; Fungi; Ascomycota; Sordariomycetes; Hypocreales; Nectriaceae. Bases 1 to 666 code for a protein of 221 amino acids. The transcript has a single exon. Gene Ontology annotation, cellular component: nucleus; cytoplasm. The record is from RefSeq and is a predicted model, not a curated record. Gene Ontology annotation, molecular function: ribonucleoside-diphosphate reductase inhibitor activity.
AUGUCGACUCCCCGUACCAAGCGCCAAUUUGCUGGUGCUUCAGCCGAUCCCUCCCAGCGACAAAUCACCUCUUUCUUCAAUGCCAGUGGAAGAACUUCCGCUGAAUCUCCAGUUACCGCAGCUGAGAAGCCUAUGCAGCCUACCCUUCCUUCCAAUGUCCAAGCAAACCUCCUCAGCGUUGGCAUGCGAGUCCGCAAGUCCGUCCCCGAAGGAUACAAGACGGUCGGCACUAGCGCUUUCAAGCUGUGGACAGACAAUGCUCCUGUAAAGUCUAUCAACACCGCCACCCGUGCCCCUGCCAAGGGUACCUCUCGAGAACUUCUUCCUUUCUGUGGAAUCAACAGGGUUGGAGGUCUCGACACUCAGCCUGACUUCGAGCGGGAGGAUGAGGUUCCAGACAUCGAUGCUAUUCCCGAGCUUACCAUGUCACAAGAGAGCAACGAUAGUGCUGAGUCAUAUGAUGGAUCUCGCAAGCGAAUCUUUGACGAGGAGGAAGAUGAACUGGUUGAAAGCCGCGCCAUGGAUGUCCAGAGCAACCGAGUCAUGGCUAUUCCAGUAUCCCGAAAGGGCGCCGGCUUGAGGGGCUUCGUUCCAGAGAACCAAAACUCUGGCACAGAUUUUGACGAGGCCGAUUUCCUUGUCCCUGAGAUGGAUAUGGCCAACUAA